This is a messenger RNA of Aricia agestis (brown argus), 2376 nucleotides long. RefSeq lists its product as uncharacterized. The coding region runs from base 77 to 2338 and encodes 753 amino acids. The transcript has 9 exons. The record is from RefSeq and is a predicted model, not a curated record. NCBI's taxonomy places the organism in Eukaryota, Metazoa, Arthropoda, Insecta, Lepidoptera, Lycaenidae.
GGAAAACCAAAGGAAAACAUUUUUAAAACAAUUAAAUUAAUUAUUAUUUUUGUUCUAAAUUACAGAACUUAUUAAAAUGAAAAAUGAGAUUGAAGAUAUAGUUGAACAAAUAAAAUACACGGAUUCACAAAAAAGCGUCACGCCAUCCAACGCUUAUUCACAAGAUUUCACAGAUAGCAGCUCUGAUAAGAACCUGCAGUCCUCGGGAAAAGAAACUUAUGUUAUAGAUCAUGUUGAUAAUGAAAGUGAGAAAAUAUAUCCUUUACAUAGUGACGAAAGUAUAUUGAAUCUUAGCAGUAAAGAUUUCGCUGAAAGUGACGACGAGCGAAAACCGAAACAUAAUCGCAGAAACCAUAGCGAAGCCGUUUUUGUAGAGAAUACGUUUACGCAGACCAGUAAGUCCCUUUUCCAAUUAAGGAACGAAGUUUCAAUACAAAAUACAGUUGAACUUCAACAUUUGGAGACACAAACAUCUUUUGAUGCAAUUACUAAAAGAAUAGAUGUAAAUAAUACACAGAACUUACAAGAAAAUCAACAUGUUAGUAAUAAUGAAAAACAAAUGCAUGUAAGGGAGAGCGAUGAAACAAAACUCAAAAUGCUUUACAGCAACAGUUUUGAUGACAACAGCUCGGUUCUGAAAGAUUCUGAAAUAGAUUGCGAGAGUAAAAGCAACGACAACAUGGAUCGCGAUGGAAAUUUUAUAACUCUAAAAAAUUACGACUCAAAAGAUGUCUCGAGUGAAUAUUACAAUUAUAGUCCUGACGAGAGCAGUGACGAGGAAUCUUGGAGUGUUAAUUCAGACAUCGAGGAAGAUUCCUUAAUGCAAAACGGAAUUGAUGCAAUGAAACAAGAUUAUUCAAGUGAUAUCGACAGUGGCACACUAGAAUCAGUCGAGAAUGAUGUCACUGGACUAUACCAAACUAUAGCAAGUGUGCCAAGAGCACAAACAAAUACAUAUCCUGACUCUGCGAUUUGCGAUGUUUCGGUACUGACAACCGUUACCGAAGAAACUAAUACCAAUAAUAGUGUAUUACAUGAAUCGCAAAUUUUUUACUCAAAUAAUAUUCAAUCUUUAAAAGAUCCUCAUAGAGCAGCCCGUAGCAAAUUCAGAAUUCAGGCGCUAUUUAAUAAUGGUAAUACAAAUGAAAACGAUGGAAAUAAUUUGAAAUUACCGCCGAUAUAUACGAAUUCCUCUAGUCCUAUUGUUAAUCCUCUGUUCUGUGUAAACAAUCAACAAAUGCAACCUCAUAAACAUCCCCACACUAUAAAAGAACAUCAAGUAAUAUCUGAUAGAUAUGAGUACGGGUACAAAAAUCUUGCGUCAGGAGAAAGUCCAUUAGUUUAUACGAACCAUGAUGCAAAUAAUAAUUCCGUUCAAGUGCAGCUACCACCUAUAACAUUUAAUGUGUUUUCUAAUCAAUAUAAUAAAAUUGAAACACUUUUUUCAAAAACCGAGCAACGGAAUCAAGAAAUGAGAUGUGAAGAAAUAAAUAUAAGAGACAAAAUACAAGAUCUUAAAGUGAGCAAUACAAAAACUAAGCCAGAAAUAAAGAAGAGAAGCAAGUCUCCAAGUGAGUGCCCUAUCGGAGAACCAAAAGUUUGUGAGGUCGCUGAGAAAGGCUGCGACGCUCUAUGUACUGAUAUAAUGCGACGACUGCAGAGUAGUACUUGGCAAGAAGUAGCAGAAACACUAGCGUAUCUUCCAAAAUCGUUGGAAUCGUUUUGGCCAAUCAUGUCUGAGAUACGAACAGCAGAUCUGCUGAGACAAAUAGUGAGUCUGAUACAGUUGCCACGGACCCAGGUGGCGCAAGCGGCGUGCGAGGCGACCGGUCAUCUCCUCAAACACACAAAUUUCACUAAGAAACCGGAGUUCAACGAAGCGGUGAGCGUCCUGCUGGCGAAGACGAACAGCUACAACCGCGCGGUACGACGCGCCGCCAACCUGGCGCUGGACGAGCUCGUGUGCGGCCUGCACUACACGCGCUGCGUCGACGCCAUCUGCGUCGCCGGGGUCGAGCACAAGAGCCCGCUGGUGCGGUGCGCGGCGUCGCGGCUGCUGAUCGUGUGCUGCGCCAUGGCUGAGGGCGGGCGGCGGCUGCUGCGGUGUCGCCCGCCCUCCGCCGCCGCCGCCCGCCGCCACGUCCUGCAGGCGAUGGCCGUGUUGCUGCACGACAAGAACCUAGAGACUAGGAAAUACGCUGAGCGCCUGUACGCUAUACUUCGUCCUCUCCCCAACUUCGAGGCUUACUUCUUGACGGACGUGGAUGCGAAGCUGGCCACCGAACAUAUGAAGAAAUACGAUCACAUACUAAAACUCAACGCUAAAAAUACUCGGUAAUUUUCGCUUGUAUUUUUAUUGUUUAUUCUUAUAGUAAU